Daphnia magna is the source of this 2983-nucleotide messenger RNA. RefSeq lists its product as uncharacterized. The transcript has 11 exons. The record is from RefSeq and is a predicted model, not a curated record. Bases 783 to 2267 code for a protein of 494 amino acids. NCBI's taxonomy places the organism in Eukaryota, Metazoa, Arthropoda, Branchiopoda, Diplostraca, Daphniidae.
UGCCAUCUUUGUUCAGCCCUUGAUUGAGCUCUAACUCUCUUGUGCUCGUUUGUUCUGAAGUGCUCGCAUUGUGCUGAACACGUGUCUUCAAACACAACGUAGGAAACGCACUAAUCAUCUUGUGGUCGCUUGUAGAAAUGUCUGCCACAGUCUGGGAUCGGCCCUUCAAAAGAAGUUUGAUCGUGACGAAAGCCAUCAACAACAUGGCGUUUAGCGAUUCGACACUUGUUGUAAUUUCACCAUUUCUUGACGGGGGUCAGUGACGUCAUCACGUCGUUUCAGAAACCGUCCGUGACUCGGUAGUUUUUCUUUAUCAUCGUGGCGCGUGUUCCUUUCGAAUAUCGACGUAUCUACGUGCUUGGUGCUGUGCACGUAUCGCAGUUGCAUCAAUCCACCCAAAUAGCAGAACAAUAAUUCACGUGAAAAUAAAAUGGGAAGGCUGGCGUUUCUAUCCGUCGAGUGUUUGGCAACCGCACGUCAUCACGAAAAGUGUUUAAAACGUUGGGACGGUAUCAGUUGAUGGAUACAUCCGUCAGCUGUUUGUCACAAAAAGAAAAGAAAAAAAGAAAUCAACAAGAUCGAGGUAGAAAUUCCGUGACUGUGUGACGCAACAGAAGCUAUUUCGUUUCCAAUUUGAACGGUGAAAUACUGGAGCAAUUGAGUUUUUCGUGUUUUGAGCGGACACUUGGAAGAAAAGUCUGGGCGCAACCGCGCAAUAAAAAUAUCCUUUGUGAAAGAGAAGAACAAACAAACCAAGUUUUCAUUUCGUCUGUUGACCGCGGAUGGCUGGAACAGCCGAAAUUCAUCCGGCAGUUGCGCUCGACCUUCCGACGUGGGGACAUGUUGCAGCCCAGGAGUCAGGGCAAUCGACCAUGAUUAGGAUAAAGACAGUUGACGACUUGGCAGUCAAGACAUUCAGCGCUGGAACAGCUGCCCUGCAAGUCAAUUUGGGGAAAGGUCUACUCGGCUCGUCAUUUGAUUUGCACACGAUACAAGAUCCAGAGGAAAAGGAAGUGGCCCGACGUCGCUUCGACUGCCGCAAACAUUUGCUCAACAUGAGAGCGCGUAAUGCCGAAAUGGCGGACCCGGAAUCGAACGGAAGGACCGUCAUGCAGCAGGAAGAUUUACAGGAAUGGCUGGAUAACCUCCAUUUGAAAUUGAAACAAGCUUGUUCCGGCGUUUCCACGCCGAGUCCAGCCACGGCUCCGGCCAGUUCGAGCCAAAGGCCGAGCCGUCCGUCUCGACGAUCGGUCGCAUCCAUCGCUGUGGCCGCCACUGCCCAAUCGAAAAAGGGAUUCAAUCUGCCUACUCCCCUUCUGCUUUCAACGCUUUCACCUCCCCCGAUGUCCACUCUUGCGCCGCCUCCUUCUCCCGUGUCCACCAGCAGCGGCGAUCCGUCCAUCAUCCAUAAAUUUAAAGCGGCCAGUGGAGCUGUUAGUCACCAGCACAUCGUCCGGCCGCGUUCCAUCAACGGAUUGGCUGACCAGGGAGCGGCGGCUCUGACCGACGGCCAAUACAUAGAACGAUUACAACUGGCGCUGCAGCAAGCGUCCGUCUCGUCGCUUCAGGAAAGGCUGGCCGAGCGUAAAGUCCAGUCUGUCAUGCAACUGCCGUCAACUAGCGGCUCUGUCCGGCCGAAAACGACGUCUCAUGUCAAAUCACCAACCAAAACGAGGCGACACAUUUCGCCGAGCAAAGUGUCUCAUCGGCCGAAACAUCAGCAGCACAUCAUAAGGCCGGCCAAAUUGAAGAGCACAUCGUCCAGCUUACCGGCGAGUAGUCCCGUUCCGGCCGCGCAAUCCGUGCCUCCGCUUUCAACGAAAUCCGGCAAAAAUGGCGGUGGUAAAGGGAAAACGGGCCGUUCCAGUCACCGUCGAGCAGACGACGUAUCGUCCGACAGCGUCGCUUUAUCCAAUUCAAUAUCGCCGUCUUCCGAUGUGAUGACCACGUCGCGAGGUCAUCACAUUCCGAGACUAUCCGACAUUGCCGGACUUCCUUCGCGGACUGAAACGGACAAAUCGACGGCUAGUCGAUCCUUCAUUACCGGCGACUUCUUCAACUGCGGACAGACAGUGGACGAUAUUUACCAAGCGGCUGAACAUUUGAUUUUACCGCCUGCCCGUCGCGAUGUUUAUUUAUCCUCAGACCAGCCGUCUGCCGUCCAGUACGAGACUGGACCGCUGAUUCAAAGACAAGGAUCGUUGGCCGAGGAUGUAGAAGAAAUCCCGAUCGUCGAAGACUUUUGGGGCGCAGUGCCUGACUACUGAAACGAGUUCAACUGUAAGGGGAAAACAAACAAACAAAAAAAGAGAAAUAAGGACCGAUGCUCUGGUGAUCGAUUCUUGCAACAACACGCAAGCUGCUUAUUUUUCAGUAGACGAUGUAGGGCGGUUUUCACGAACGCGUCCAUUUUCUUUCUCUAGUCGACAUCUCUUGGAGCGUUGAUAUCACGCACGCCGUGAUCGAGCACCAUAGGAUGUCGCGUUAGUUCCGUCAGCCUCGACUGCCUACCAGCACUACAUCGGGAUUCUCAUCAGUUCGUUUAUUCCUUUUUUAAUUUCAUUUGGUUUCCGUUUUUUUUUCUUUGCUAUUACCGAGAGAGUCUAUCAUAGAAAAAAAAAGAAGAAAACAUGAAUGGAAUUUAGAGGCGGGCUGUACGAUUAAAACAGCACAAUAUGGACAUCAACUUUUGGACUAGUGUAAUGAACAUGCAAUAAUAUUUUUUUUUUAUUGAUUUUUUCUUGGUUCCUAUCCUUUUCCGUCGGCCGGAAUAAUAAUUUUAAAAAGAAAAAAAAAUAGUGCAAACAAUAUUGAAUAUGUAGUGAAAGAACCAGGUUGUUGAAUACGGCACAAACCCAUCUAAAAACACCUCGUGUGAGCAUUACUAAAACAUUUUGCAACAAUUAAAUUUUUUUUUUGUUGUGGAAAAAAAAAAAAAAAGAGACAAAACUUAUCGUUUUCAUUAAUUUUUGAGAGUGAAAAC